Molecule: messenger RNA, 869 nt
Organism: Musa acuminata subsp. malaccensis (wild Malaysian banana)
Lineage: Eukaryota; Viridiplantae; Streptophyta; Magnoliopsida; Zingiberales; Musaceae
Product: protein IQ-DOMAIN 17-like
Molecular function (GO): protein binding
Source: RefSeq, a predicted model, not a curated record
AUAUAUUUCUGACAUAUUACCAGCUUCCACCCAGUCGUGCGAUGCACGCAAGUUUGUGGUGCAGUGCACUUGGGUCAGCCAUGCAUGUCAGUCUGCGUCCUUCAUCCCACCACGUUCUUGCGAUCUUUGCCAUCACAUAAAGAGGAAAAGACCACCAAAUCUCUUUCUGUCUCUACCAACCCUGCCAUGACAUGUGAGCACAUCUCUUUAUCCCUUUCACGGCUGACUCUACCACUAUACAAACCUCCCUUUACUUCAACAAGAGGCCACCUCCGGAAGGCAAGAACAAUGGCCAGAGCUUGGCGAUGGCUCGGCGCCGCCCGUCGAGCGCUGGCGAGGUCCUCGUGCACCAACGCCACCGAUCUCGAUGCCAUCAGGAACACCACCACCACCAUCUACAACCCCAUGACAGCACCAGCAGCAGCAGAAGGAGAAGCCGAGGUUUCUGUGAGCAAGAACUCCAGCUAUCACCCCAGGGAAGACGAGACUGUGGCGUACCGGGAUGCGUUCUCCAGGGAGGACCUCGCGGCGAUCACGAUCCAAGCCUGCUUCAGGGGCCAUCUGGCGCGGCGAGCGUUUCGGGCGCUGAGGAGCCUGGUGAGGCUGCAGGCCGUGGUGCGGGGCGCGUGCGUGCGGCGGCAGGCGCGGAUCGCCAUCCACUGCAUGCAGGCUCUCGUGCGGUUGCAGGUGCGGGUGCGGGCGAGGCAGCUACUGGAUGGAUCAGGAGAGGUUGGCUCAUCGAUGAAGAACUUAAAACUCCAUUGAUCGACUUCUCCCUCUGCUUUUGAUCUUUUUGACCAAGUUAACACAUAUGCUACGAGGUUCUUCUUCUAUUUCUGUUCUUUGUGUUUGACUUUCUUCCUAUCUUA